CAUGAUAUCUGUGUAAUCAUUGUAUCGCCGAUAACCUUGAACCUUGAGGUUGUUAUCAAAAUCGAAUGAUUUUUAUUGAAGAAUUAGUUUUUUUUAUGAAUCAUUCUUACGUCUAUUGAGAUAGUUAAGGACCACGGUGUCUAGAAGUUAAUGGAACGUUAGAAUCCCUGAAAAGUAACAUCCAGUUCGCUACCCUGAAGACUUUGUCGCUGGUUUCCAUCAGCGUCAUGUCACCACAACAGACUAUCAAGGAGUUGUUCCGCACAGCUGACUGUGUCUGCUUCGAUGUGGACUCCACUGUAAUUCAGGAUGAAGGCAUUGAUGAGCUGGCUAAGUUCUGCGGCAAAGGCGAUGAAGUGAAAAAACUGACGGCCGAAGCCAUGGGAGGUAGCAUGACCUUCCAGGAGGCCCUAAAGAAGAGGCUGGACAUCAUCAGGCCUAGCGUGUCUCAGAUCCGAGGCUUCCUGGAGUCUUUCCCCGUACAUCUAACACCUGGAGUAUCACAACUGAUCAAAGAGCUUCACGACAGAGGAGUGGUGGUGUAUCUCGUCUCCGGCGGGUUCCGGAGCUUGAUAGAACCAGUGGCGGCCAUGUUAGGCAUCCCGCCUACUAACAUCUUCGCCAAUAGACUCAAAUUCUACUUUAAUGGUGAAUAUGCUGGCUUCGACGAGAACGAGCCUACAUCCAGGUCUGGAGGCAAGGGCCUGGUGGUCAGACGGCUGAAGGAGCAGCACGGCUACCAGAGACUCGUCAUCAUUGGAGAUGGCGCCACUGAUGCAGAGGCUAGCCCGCCUGCUGAUGGUUUCAUUGGUUUUGGUGGUAACGUUAUUCGUGAGGAGGUCAGAAAGCGAGCUUCAUGGUACGUCACCGACUUCCAAGAGCUCAUAUCCACCCUCACCCUGCAGACCAAGUGAAGCAACAAGAGUUCGCAAUCAAUUCUUUUACUGAAAACGUAGUCUAAUACGUUGACAUAGAGAUCAAAAUGCCAAUUCAAAUUACACAAGACAUGCUAUCGAAUAUAGCAAGAAUAAGCCUUAUCUAACUGUGUUAAAGUCGAAAUUGUAUUGAUUUAUUAAUACUAGUCGAACGAUUAAACAUUCAAAGAAUGAAACGAAUCAAACAGUUUUCCUAUUAUUAGCUGGUCUGUGACCAACGUUCGGCAAAGUUCGGAAAAACGAAGAUUGCCGAACGAUUUAUUAGUAAUUGUGAUAUGUCGUAAUUUGUGUCUUGUUUCUGUAGUUUUAAGGUGUAUUUUGAUAAUGCAUUUAUAUGUAAUGUUCUAGUGUGUGAUGGUACUUUGAGUACAAAUUGUAUACGUGUGUGAGGGACUUAGUUCCAGUAGUUUUAAAUUAUUUUAAUUGAAUAUUUAGUAUUACUGCUCUUUUGACUCGACUUACACCAUUAUAUUGACCCUCAUAUUUUUAUGUAAAGCUAUUUGAUAUUCGGAUUUUUAAUUGAAUUAUUCAAAAUGGAUGAAAACUUUAAUUGACAGCAUUAUUAUCAGUUUAUAUAAUUUUAAAUGACUUAGUGCUAAGUUUAGUAAUCAGAGUAGUAGAUUUAAGUUUAGUUAUUGACUUGGGAUGUACCUACAUUUUGGUUAACAUUCGAAUAUAGUGACAAGAUAAUUCGAUAAAUUGAUAAUUAAAUAAUCGAUUAUAUGAACGAGUGCAGCUACUUAGUAGUACAAGUAAUAUUUCUUGUUCAAUUAUCAUUUGACGUGUUAUAUUUUUAAAUCGACUAAAUAAAUCGAUAAGGUACAUCUCUAGCUUCUAUUAUAAACAUAUUACGUUAACGUUUGUAUAAUGUGAGUGGUAGUUAUUGUAAUUGUUAAAAAUAUUGUUGGUAGUUAUUUAUUUAAUUAGUUGCCAUAUUUUUAAGUCAUUAUACUAAUGUGAAAGCAAACAUAUUAAAAACGGCUGUGUACUUCUUAUGAAUAGGUAAUUAAAUUAUAUAUUAUAAUAA
Molecule: messenger RNA, 1962 nt
Organism: Trichoplusia ni (cabbage looper)
Lineage: Eukaryota; Metazoa; Arthropoda; Insecta; Lepidoptera; Noctuidae
Gene: aay
Product: phosphoserine phosphatase
Exons: 6
Coding region: 228-914 (228 amino acids)
Biological process (GO): L-serine biosynthetic process; dephosphorylation
Cellular component (GO): cytoplasm
Molecular function (GO): magnesium ion binding; L-phosphoserine phosphatase activity
Source: RefSeq, a predicted model, not a curated record